AAAGAAAAUCUUGUGACUACGACGCGCUCAUCUGUAGAAGGCAAACGACCGCCAUUCCGAACUACUCAAGGAAUUCGCAUUACUCCUGGUCUCGGCUUCCAUAAUGAGGAAACGGUUGCUACUGAAAGCUCAACCCCUUCCACUACGGUUACGGCUCAAGUAUCCGCGUCCGUCUCCACGGCACGAGUAUCCGCGUCUGUCUCCAAUCUCACGACACGAAAAUCACCUUCAGUGCCAACAACCACAACUACUGAGAGCCGUCCUACCUCGGCAGAAUCAGAUGAAGUGACAACAGUAGCUUCCUCUGUGCAUGUGGCCCCAACACGUUCUCCACCGAUACCUCAGAUGACACUUCUGGAAGGUAGUGAGGACAACCAAGCUGAUGGCGGUAAUAAUGCUUUUCUUAACAAACCAUAA
Molecule: messenger RNA, 417 nt
Organism: Strongylus vulgaris
Lineage: Eukaryota; Metazoa; Nematoda; Chromadorea; Rhabditida; Strongylidae
Source: the annotation of a GenBank genome assembly